ACAGAACCGCCUAGAACUACUUCCGGGGCAGCAGCUAACCCGGAAGUUGAUGCCGUCACUGGACGCCAUUCCACAUAGUUUGGAUAUGGCCAUUCUUUGAUUGCGUUAACGGUGAGGGGAGAAUGGGGAAAUGUUUAAAUAAAUCAGGUCAUUAAAACAUUAGGUAUUGGUUUUGUCCAAACGGUGUAGUUAGCUAGUCGUUACGGUUACAUAACUGUUAGCUAGGUGACGUUUCAUCAUCAGACAGAUACAUGUUUAGCUUGGUACUGUUGUCUAGCUAAUAGCUCCUGCGAACUAAUUUGAAGCUCUGCUCAAACAGAGUCGACGAAGGAGUAAAACGACGAUAGUUUUCUAUUUGGUCCUAUUUACACAGGUGACCUCACAAGGGAAUCCACAGGUGACCUCACAAGGGAUUCCACAGGUGACCUCACAAGGGAUUCCACAGAUGACCUCACAAGGGAUUCCACAGGUGACCUCACAAGCGAUUCCACAGAUGACCUCACAAGGGAUUCCACAGGUGACCUCACAAGGGAUUCCACAGGUGACCUCACAAGGGAUUCCACAGGUGACCUCACAAGGGAUUCCACAGUUCUGGUGACAGGAAGAAGAUCGGACCCUGAAAUAACUUGUCUUUGACAGAGACUCAUAAUGCAGCACUUCCCGAGGCUCCCAGUUUGGCAGGAGAUAUAGGAGACCUGUGAAUACACAGGAGAGAGACACACCUCACACUAGUGACAGCUCCAUUCAAUAGCAAGUUGUUAUUUUUAUUUAAAAACAUUUUUUUUUAACAUUCUAACUCUGCUGAGACAAAAUGAGUUCAGAGAAGGAAGGGUUGAUGGAUGAAAUCGAAAAGAGUUUAUGGAAUUUAACUGAGGACAAUUUACGCUACCUGUGUGAACGUCAUGGCAAAGAUGGAUCUGAAAUUAAAGGGAUGAAUCAUCGCUUAUUAAGGCGUAAAGUCAUGGAGGAAAUGUGGGACAAUACGGAUUCAAUGAAAUCAGAGGAGCAGGGAAUGUCUUGGUUAGUCCAACUGAAAGAGGACAUCAGGAGGACACAGGAGGAGGGUAGCAGUGCACUCAUGAGUCCCAGCCAAUCAGAUGAUGUAGACCGCAAUGAAGAACACCACAAGGGGGGCAGGGAUUGGUUGUCGAGCAACGGACUGACAGCAGAGCCCUUGCAUCCCAGCCAAUGUGAUGAUGAUGAUGAUGCUGUCGACUGCGAUGAAGAAUGGAAUGAAGAGGGAGGAGCUGGGUUGCUUAGCAACACACCAGACCAGAGUAAAUUAAAGAGGCACAUCAGAUCGCACACUGUUAAACAACACACAGUGAAUCCCUCAGUGAAACCUCACCACUGCUCGGAUUGUGGGAAGCAGUUCAUUGGAAAAUCAAGUCUUAAACAUCACCGGCUAGUGUUUCACACAGACCACCCUCACCGCUGUGGUCAAUGUAAGAAGAGCUUCAUAACUGCAGGAAGGCUGGAAUCACACAUAAAAACACGACACCCGCCAAGUGAUCCUCGGAAGAACCCACACGUGUGCUCUAAAUGCGGUAGGGCAUUCCCUGUGGCCGCCAGUCUUAAGAGACACCUGAGAACUCAUACUGGGGAGAAACCGUACGUCUGCCCCCAGUGUGGAAAGGACUACAGUGACUGUGGAAACUUGAGGAAACACACGAGAAGAACUCACCCAGUAGAGGAGAUGGUUGUGGAGAGUUUCGCCACUCAGAGGAGCAUCCCUACAGAGAAUGUGGAGGAAAUGCAGGACAAUACGGAUUCAAUUAAAUCGGAGGAGCAGGGGACAUCUUGGUCACUCCAACUGAAAGAGGACCUCAAAGGGAUACAGGAGAAUGGUAGCGUUGUACCCAUGAGUCCCGGCCAAUCCGAUGACGAUGGUGCUGAUGACGACGACGACGAUGAUGCUGCAGACUGCAACGUUAAGGACAGGGAUUGGUUGCCUAGCAACGGACUGAAGGCGGAGCCCGUGAGUCCCAGCCAAUCCGAUGACGCUGUAGACUGGGACGAGGAGGACACGGAUUGGAUGGCUAGUGAUGGGCUGGAGGUGGAGUUGUCUCCAGAGAGACACACACCAGAGCAGAGAGUGAGAGAGGACAAACCUCCCCCGCCCCCUUUGCCCUCCCAGAGUCCCGGUAGCGGUCCCCGGUGCCUCUCCCGGUAG
Oncorhynchus tshawytscha (Chinook salmon) is the source of this 2173-nucleotide messenger RNA. Its product is annotated as zinc finger protein 177-like. Gene Ontology annotation, biological process: regulation of transcription by RNA polymerase II. Lineage: Eukaryota; Metazoa; Chordata; Actinopteri; Salmoniformes; Salmonidae. The transcript is spliced from 4 exons. Gene Ontology annotation, cellular component: nucleus. Bases 812 to 2173 code for a protein of 453 amino acids. Gene Ontology annotation, molecular function: RNA polymerase II cis-regulatory region sequence-specific DNA binding; DNA-binding transcription activator activity, RNA polymerase II-specific. The record is from RefSeq and is a predicted model, not a curated record.